GGUAGAACCAGCUUAAGAACCAGGCCAGGAACCAGUUCACGGUCACUGUCUCCCCAGAGGAAGCUCAGUAAAGAGGAACUCAGAGCUGCACUGAAUCACUACAGCUGUUUUAAAGGAGAAGUGAAGAAUUGUGGGAAAUGAAGUCCAUCAGUGUAGUCUGUGCCGUGGCUCUCACCGUCACCUGCAUCUGCAUCCUGCAGACCACAGCAGUACCGUUCUCUCAGUCCGAGACUCAUCCUCAGGCCGAGCAGCAGCAGCAGAUGGACAGUGAAGUUCCUCAGUCAGAACAGCAGUGGACUGCAGCCUCAGCAGCAGAGGAGACACUGAGGCCUGAGGAGGUGCUGUUCAGGACCAAGCGUCAGAGUCACCUCUCGCUGUGCCGGUACUGCUGCAACUGCUGCAAGAAUAAAGGAUGCGGCUUCUGCUGCAGAUUCUAAUAACCUGGACCCGGCUCAUAUAUUACUGAGAAAUCCAGAGACUUUUAACUUAUUUAUCGAACUGAAAUCAUCCCUGCUGCACAUCCUGUCAUCUUCCACUGAUUUCCUGAAGCGGUGACAGCAUCUCAACAAAGCUAAUGCUAAUGCUAAACGGGUCUAAACAGCCUUGACCUCUCUAGAAGCUUAUGUAAAGCUUAAAUAGCUUCAUUUAGCAUUAUUAGCUAAUUGUUUUAUCAGUGAAUGGCAGGAAAAUACUUAUUCUGUAUGCUUAUUCUAUAUUGAUGGAUGUUUUUGACUGUAUUUUGUAUAUUUUUAUGCAUGUUGUACAUAUAUUAACUCACGCAUUAAGUGAACUUUUUGUGAUACGGCGUUUUUAAUAAACAUGUUUCAUAAAAUUUA
Molecule: messenger RNA, 836 nt
Organism: Astyanax mexicanus (Mexican tetra)
Lineage: Eukaryota; Metazoa; Chordata; Actinopteri; Characiformes; Acestrorhamphidae
Gene: hamp
Product: hepcidin antimicrobial peptide
Exons: 3
Coding region: 138-437 (99 amino acids)
Biological process (GO): defense response to bacterium; intracellular iron ion homeostasis
Cellular component (GO): extracellular region
Source: RefSeq, a predicted model, not a curated record